Poecilia latipinna (sailfin molly) is the source of this 2312-nucleotide messenger RNA. It is a transcript of the gene ghra, whose product is annotated as growth hormone receptor a. Gene Ontology annotation, biological process: cytokine-mediated signaling pathway. Gene Ontology annotation, molecular function: protein binding; cytokine receptor activity. The transcript has 10 exons. The record is from RefSeq and is a predicted model, not a curated record. Bases 333 to 2210 code for a protein of 625 amino acids. Lineage: Eukaryota; Metazoa; Chordata; Actinopteri; Cyprinodontiformes; Poeciliidae. Gene Ontology annotation, cellular component: membrane; external side of plasma membrane.
UCAGCAGACUUUUAUAGUCGGCGGAUGAGGGCGCCUCACCGCAGUUAGACACCCACAUACUUUCUCUCUGCGCGUCCAUUUGAACGAGACUAGAUGAUGAGCGCCAAAUAAGACGAAACCCGUCCACAGGAAAAAAAAAGUUCGCUCCCGACUCAGUUUUUCGGUGAUGUGAAAACCUCGAGUGGAGGAGAUCUGUACAGGACACGGGCCGAAGGGAAAACUGCAGGAUUCGUGCCUGUUGGAGCUCGCGCUGACCAUCAAAUGACCAACUUCUGAAAAGUCGAUCUGGGCUGUUCUUGCAGUUUCUCAGCUCGAAACUUCGCAACAACAUCAUGGCUGUCUUGCUCUCCUCCAACCUUUGUCUCAUACUCCUGGUUUCUGCUUUGGAUUGGCUGCCCACUCCUGCAUCUGCAUUUCUCAUUGACUGGGACCGCACAACAUCAUCAGCUACCCUUGGACCUCACUUCACAGACUGCAUCUCAAGGGACCAGGAGACUUUCCGCUGCUGGUGGAGUCCAGGCAGCCUCCAAAACCUGUCCUCUCCUGGAGCACUGAGAGUAUUUUACCUAAAGAAAGAUUCCCCCACCAGUGCAUGGAAGGAAUGUCCCGAGUACAUCCAUGAAAACAGAGAGUGCUUCUUUGAUGCCAACCAUACAUCUGUUUGGAUCCCCUACUGUGUUCAGCUUCGUGGCCAAAACGUCACCUAUUUCAAUGAAGACGACUGCUUCACAGUGGAAAAUAUAGUGCGUCCUGACCCGCCCGUGUCUUUAAACUGGACCCUGCUGAACAUAAGCCCCUCUGGCCUCAAUUACGAUGUCUUAGUCAGCUGGAAGCCCCCGCCCUCUGCAGACGUUGGCGUGGGCUGGAUGCGCAUUGAGUAUGAAAUCCAGUACAGAGAGAGGAACGCCACCAACUGGGAAGCACUGGAGAAGCAGCCGCACACCCAGCAGACGAUCUACGGCCUGCAAAUAGGAAAAGAGUACGAAGUGCACAUCCGCUCCAGGAUGCAGGCCUUUGUGAAGUUUGGAGAGUUCAGCGACUCCAUCUUCAUUGAAGUUACGGAAAUUCCCAGCAAAGAUUACACUGUCCCACUCACUUUGGUUCUCAUUUUUGGGGUCGUGGGGGUCCUGACUGUCAUCAUGCUGAUAGUCAUUUCUCAGCAGCAAAGAAUAAUGAUGAUUCUCUUGCCGCCUGUUCCUGCACCCAAAAUCAAAGGCAUUGAUUCAGAAUUGUUGAAGAAGGGGAAACUGGAGGAGUUGAAUUUUAUCCUGAAUGGUGGGGGUGUGGACGGCCUGCCAGCCUAUGCAACAGAUUUCUACCAAGAAGAGCCAUGGGUGGAGUUCAUUGAGGUGGAUGAAGAGGAUGCGGAAGGUGGAGACAAGGAAGACAACUAUAAUUCAGACACUCAGAGGCUCCUUGGUCUCCCACACAGGAAUAUAGAGGGUUUCAGCGCCAUUAGCCACCCUGACGAUGACUCAGGCCGGGCCAGCUGUUACGACACAGAUCUGCCGGAACAUGACACUCAGAGACUCAUGGCGUCCCUGCUGCCGGGCCAACCUGAGGACAACGAAACCUGCCUGGACGCCCCAGCUUCAGAGACGGGUGAAAAACCCCUCAUCCAAACUCAAAUCGGGGGACCACAGACUUGGGUCAACACAGACUUAUAUGCCCAGGUCAGCAAUGUUAUGCCAUCUGGGGGGGUUGUGCUGUCCCCUGGCCAGCAACCUAAAAUCCAGGAGAACACCUCAGGUUCAGAGCGGGAAACACAGAAAGGAGGAAAGCAAAAUGAAGAUGUUGAGGGCAUCAAGGAGCAGAAGAGAAAUGAGCCCCAGUUUCAGCUGUUUGUAGUGGUUCCAGAGGGAGGCGGCUACACCGCCGAGAACAACACCCAGCAGACCAGCACUCCUCCCAGCACUUCGGUGCCUGGGGCAGGGUACCAAACCAUACAGCCUCAGCCAAUGGAGACCAAACCUGCAGCCACGGGAGACGCCAACGAGUCCCCGUAUAUUCUCCCUGAGCCUUCCCAGCCUCAGCUCUUUACCCCUGUUGCAGACUACACAGUGGUGCAGGAGUUGGACACGCAUCGCAGUCUGCUCCUUAACCCGCCUCCCAGCCAAUCUCCCUCUUUGUGCCAGCCACAGCAUCCCCUCAAAGUCCCAAUGCCUGUUGGGUACGUCACCCCCGACCUGCUGGGGAAUCUCACACCAUGAGCGGACAGGACCGUCAGACCUUAACUACAGGUACAGGCUUAUUGGACAGGACGUCAAUAUGAAGUCGCCCGACCUGAUUCCCGAUGACAACCAAAAAAAAAA